Molecule: messenger RNA, 824 nt
Organism: Cariama cristata (Red-legged seriema)
Lineage: Eukaryota; Metazoa; Chordata; Aves; Cariamiformes; Cariamidae
Product: putative short-chain dehydrogenase/reductase family 42E member 2
Exons: 8
Biological process (GO): steroid biosynthetic process
Molecular function (GO): 3-beta-hydroxy-Delta5-steroid dehydrogenase (NAD+) activity
Source: RefSeq, a predicted model, not a curated record
UCUGCAAGCAAAGAAAUAUCCCUAGACUGAUAUAUACCAGUACAGUGAAUGUGGUAUUUGGAGGGAAUCCUAUUGAAGAAGGAGAUGAAGAAACUGUGCCAUAUUUUCCACUGGAAAAGCAAUUUAAUCAUUAUUCUAGAACAAAGGCAAUUGCAGACCAAAUGAUUCUUGCUGUGAAUGGAACUUUACUCAAAGGAGGGGAUAAGCUCCAUACUUGUGUGCUUCGUCCACCAGGCAUAUAUGGACCAGAAGAGCAGCACCACCUGCCACGAGUAGCCGUAAAUAUCCAGCGGAGACUAUUUAACUUCAAGUUUGGGAAUCACAAAGUUCAGAUGAACUGGGUUCAUAUAGGAAAUUUAGUACAAGCUCACUUACUAGCUGCUGAGGCUCUCACCUCUGAGAAGGGUUAUGUAGCUAGUGGUCAGGCGUAUUACAUACAUGAUGGUGAAAACGUCAUAUUUUCUGAAUGGAUAGUCCCUUUAUUUGAAAAAUUAGGCUACAGGAAACCCUGGCUACAUAUUCCUGUUCUUCUGGUUCACAUAGCAGCCACUGUGAUGGAAUAUCUGCACCUGAUACUAAAGCCAGUUUUUAGAUUUACACCUGUCUUGACAAGGAAUGAGGUGUGGAACAUUACUGUAACUCACACUUUCCGAAUAGACAAGGCACGAAAUCAACUUGGUUACAAACCAAAGAAAUUCUCAUUUGCUGAUUCUGUGGAUCAUUAUCUUAAAACAAGACCUACUUGCCAAGAAGAUCACAUGUACCUUAAAAUGGUGUUUGCUUUUGGCAUUUUGUUAAGUUUGACCAUUCUUUCUUUCUUCUAA